Molecule: messenger RNA, 2178 nt
Organism: Arachis duranensis
Lineage: Eukaryota; Viridiplantae; Streptophyta; Magnoliopsida; Fabales; Fabaceae
Exons: 4
Coding region: 1-2178 (725 amino acids)
Source: RefSeq, a predicted model, not a curated record
AUGUUAGCAAGGAAGUGGGAUGAACAAGGGUAUGAAGCCAGAACAAAAGGAAAAGAAAAACAAGAAUUUCUGAAGAGGGAAACAGAGGAGAAUGCAACAAGAAGACUAUCCAAAGAAGCUCAGAAGGCUGAACAUAAAGGAGAGUGCCAAAAAGCAGAGCCAAGGGAGAAUAUCUACUAUGUUGAGUUAGCAAGUGAUGAAGAUGAAGAAAAGGAAACGGAAGCACAAACAGAUUGGGAAACGCGACUUGCAAAGAAGUUGGAGCUGAAUUUGAAAUUAAAGAGGAAACGAGAAACCAAACAUAUUCCAAUGCUAACUUAUAGGGAGAGACAGGAGGAACAAGAGGAUAGAGAACCCAAGAAAACAAAGAACAGCACCAACUCUAAUGGGUGUUUUGUGUAUGGCAACCCAGUUUUCCAAAAGCGAAGGAAACUUUGGCGGGAGCUUACGAUAAGUAAUAGGAAUAGGGAAGAACCUCAAGCUGUUUUGGGGGAUUUCAAUGAUAUCCUAAGUCAAGAUGAAAAGAAAGUAGGUACACAUGGUACAACAACCCAAGAAAUAACUUUGUCACUAGGGAAAGGCGGAUCAUUGUGCCUUAAUUUUAGAAACACAGCCGAAAGAUCGGAUAAAAAAGAAUUCAGAUUUGAGGCUUUUUGGACAGAGCAUGAGGAAUGCGAAGAGGUUAUUAGGAGGACUUGGCAGCAGGAUGAUGGAAACAGAAACUAUUGGAACCAAUUUAUUAGAAAGAGGAGCAGAUGCAUAAGGGAAUUGAAGGAGUGGAGCAGAAGAAAGUUCAAAAGGGCAGAUAAAGAAAUAGAAAAAAAGAAGAAUGAGCUACAUCAAAUACAAAAGGGUGAUAUGACGGACAGAGAUCAAAUAAGAGAGAAAGAACUAAAGAACCAGAUAACUGAUCUUUGGAAACAAGAAGAGAAAUACUGGGGGCAAAGAUCAAGGUUGAAAUGGCUUAACUGGGGAGAUAAAAACACAGCCUUCUUUCAUGCAACAACCAUACAGAGAAGAAUGAGGAAUAGAAUUGACAAACUAAAAGACGAGGCUGGACAUUGGACACAGGGAGAAGCAGACAUUAUGAGGCUAGUAGAAACACAUUUCACCAAGCUGUUCACCUCGGAAGGGGAUAGGAACAUGGAAGACUGCAUAAAACAUAUACCUACGAGGGUCACGAGAAAGAUGAAUGAUGACCUAAUGGCAAAGAUCAAAGAUGAGGAAAUUAAGGACGCAGUCUUUAGCAUGGGAAGCUUAAAAGCCCCGGGCCCAGAUGGAUUAAAUGGUCUUUUCUUUCAACAGCAUUGGGAUAUUCUGAGUAAAAAAGUGUGUGGCGUGGUGAGGCAGAUUUUUGAGGAAGGCAGUUUACCAGAGGACCUAGGUGAAACAACGGUGGUUUUGAUUCCAAAAGUGAGGCAACCGGACAGCCUGAAUCAACUCAGACCCAUCAUCUGCUGUGUGCAAGAAGAGGAGAUUUAUCAAUUAAUUCAGAUCAUAAACAAAUAUACAGAGGCAUCAGGACAGAGAAUAAAUACUGAGAAAUUCGGACUGAUCUUUGGAAUCCAGGUAUCGAUUCAGAGGAGAGUUAAUAUUAAAGAGAUCACCGGAAUGGCGUCGUGGGAAGAGCCAGGUAAAUACCUAGGAUUACCAGCCACUUGGAGCAGAUCCAAGAACAAGGCGCUAGAGUGGAUUGAAGAGAAAAUUAUAGACAAAAUGCAAGGAUGGAAAGAGAAACUUUUAAAUCAAGCGGGAAAGGAGGUUUUGAUAACGGCUGUUAUACAGGUGAUUCCGGUCUAUGCCAUGAACAUCAUCAAAUUUCUUAAAUAUUUUUGCAAGAAAAUUGAAUCAACAAUUGCAAAAUUCUGGUGGACCAACAAUGGUAAGGAAAGAAGCAUUCAUUGGAAGAGCUGGACAAAAAUGACCAAGAGCAAAUUAAACGGAGGCUUAGGGUUUAAGGAUUUUGAAAGCCAAAACAUAGCACUCUUGGCUAAGCAAGCUUGGAGACUGGUAAAGGAGGAAGGUGCAAUAUGGGCUCGGAUUCUAAAGGGCAUUUACUAUCCAAAUUGCAGCUUUUGGGAAGCGGGAAGAGGAGGCAACGCAUCAUGGAUUUGGAGGAGUAUGUUGGAGGGUAGAGAUUUUCUCAAAAGGAAGGGAAGGUGGAAUUGUAGGAAGUAG